AUACUAUAGUUAUCAAGAUUAAAGGCGCCACAACAUCGGGUGGAUCUACUGCUACUAUUGCUUCCUACAUCGUGGUCAACUCGGUUAAUUGUGGUUCCACUGUGGUUAUACGUCCGAAAACGACACGAACGCGGCGCGUAGAUUUUCGAUGUGCGAUGAACGUAGGUAGACGCGGCGAGUCGUGUCACAUCUCAUCGCAUCCCGUCUCGUCGUGAACACUGUGAAGUCGUGAUUUGUUCUGUCGGAACCAAAGCUGCGCUCGAUCGUGAAACAAUUAACUCGUGAGGACUUCGAUCCUCCAGGAGAACGUGAUAUAAGGUGAAAGAUUGCUUAUAUCUCGCGGGAAGACAUGCCGGACAGCGGAGCUGUUUACCAGCCGACCACCGUCGGCUAUAUGUACGACAGCGGCGGUGACGGCAGCGGAGGUGGUGACGGCGGCGCCGGGCUGAGGCAUGGCUUCUGGCGAGUUAUGUCCAGGCACAAACUCAGCUCCAGGAAAUGGUUGGAAUGGACGCUGCUGUCGGUCGCGUUAUGCUUCUUCGUUGCCGGCCUCACGACGAUGAUGGUCAGCCUAGUCUCCGUGGACUACUCUCCGAGGACCAGUGACGAAACCGUGCCAGAGGUAAAAUCAGAAGAAUCUUCGACAUCAGUUCCAGAUGUACAGCAACAUGUUGAAAAUGCAGGAAAAGGUUCCGUGGCAUUAGGCGCUGGGGUAAUGCUGGUUGGUGUAUUACUUGGCUUUGUUUGGGUAUGGCUCAGUUUCUUCUAUCAUAGCAAAUCGCCAAGGAAUGGCAUGACAGGUAGCAGUGGUCAGAUGUUGGGCGGUUUGAAUCCAUCGACUGACUUGCUGGUGGGUUCCACUUCGCAGUACGGGCCAGUACUCACAGAGGUGCCAAGCCAGUUGAAGAUAAAGCAAGUUAACUCGCACGAUACUCCAGCUAUCCCACUUUCCGAUCAAGAGGAGGAAAUGCACACGCUAAUGCAGGACUUGGCGACCCCGCCAUCGGUUUCCGUUGGAUCUAACACCAAUGCUAAUCAAAUCUCAGGUUGAAUAAAAUCAAUCGUCCUCACAUGCAUACAAGCACAUACAACAUGGACUAGAAUUUGAUUUUAUAAGUUUUUUAACUUGCCCCAAAAGAUUUAACUUUUAAUUUUAAUUAUGUUUUAUUUGAAAAGAACUAUUAUUUGAUUUUCAAGUCACGGCACUUAAAUUAUCAUUGACAUCGAUCUUGUGAUUCAGAAAUUUAAUUUUAUUUAAAAAAUUAGAAUAUUUUUAAUAAUUUAUUUGAUUUAUAGCACAGAAAUUUUUAUUUAGAUAAGUGAUAAAUGCGAUUUGAUAGAUCUCCUUUAUAAGUAUAUUUAGUAUUACUACUUAUUUCUUUAUUUCUACAUUUCUCCAUUCCGUCCACUAUCAUUAAUACAUUAAGUAUGCAUUGGAUCCAGAUAAAAAAAACAGAAUGCUUUAUGACAAUGCAUCUCGUAAGUUUGAUAACAAUCUUUAUGUAUACUGGAAUAUUUCCAUUUUAAUAGAGAAACAGCUGUAUGUCUUCUAAACUUGACGUUGUGCAAAAAAAUACCUCACAUAAAAUUUUUGGGUUUUAAGAAGGAUGCAUGAUAAUAUUAUUGGUUUAACAUUGAUUAAUUGUUUGAAAGUUAAAUUUCUUAAAAUGGCUUAAAAUUUUUUGCAAUAAAAUAUACUCUAUAAGAGAUUUUUAUUCAAUAUUAUUAAAUUGAUUAUCUAAUUGUAGGGAUAUAUAUAAAGUCGAUCAUUUUAAUGUUUCUACCUAAAUAUAAUUUUUCUUUUGCUCAAAAUAGAUGAUAUUGCAUUUAUGAUAAUACAAUAAUACAUUUUUAUACCACUGAAGAUGACUCAAACUCGAGUCAAAAUGUUUAAUUUUUUUUUAUUAAUAAACAUAAUUAAGAUUAAACAUAUAAUUGUGCACUGUUUACAGCGUUGAUUCUCAUUAGCCAUAUUAUUGUCUAUUUUUUUUCUUUUGCUUUUUAUAAAAAAUGUUUUAGACAAAAGUUGUAGAGUUUUGAAACUACAUGAUUAUGAUAUUGAUUUAUUAAGAAAUUUUAAGAUCAUGCAAUCUUCGAUCGACUAUCUAAUAUCAAACUGAUGAUAAACUGUUGUUGUCACUAUUAACUGUUAUCUAUUUUCCUUGAAAUCUUAAAAUUUUUAUCUGAGACUUCUUCGGACUAUAUAAAGUUAAGAUUUAGCUCCUGCUCAUAGGGCGCUACAUGUAACUUGAAAAAAA
Messenger RNA from Pogonomyrmex barbatus (red harvester ant), 2258 nucleotides. RefSeq lists its product as uncharacterized. NCBI's taxonomy places the organism in Eukaryota, Metazoa, Arthropoda, Insecta, Hymenoptera, Formicidae. The record is from RefSeq and is a predicted model, not a curated record.